Scatophagus argus is the source of this 2815-nucleotide messenger RNA. Its product is annotated as protocadherin beta-15-like. Gene Ontology annotation, molecular function: calcium ion binding. The coding region runs from base 410 to 2815 and encodes 801 amino acids. Gene Ontology annotation, cellular component: plasma membrane. The transcript has 2 exons. The record is from RefSeq and is a predicted model, not a curated record. Gene Ontology annotation, biological process: homophilic cell-cell adhesion. NCBI's taxonomy places the organism in Eukaryota, Metazoa, Chordata, Actinopteri, Scatophagidae.
CAGUGUAAAUGGUCAGCAGGUGGAUCAUGACAUGAGCAUAGAAAUAAAAAUCGACUCACACACUGUUUUAACUUUGCAAAAAUCUUGGCCAUAGCUUCCGGUGAUUUGGUCAAGUAUAUCCAUAGAAAUGUUGGAAAUGUUGAAAAUGUAUCUCAAAUGAACACAUAGUGUCGCUGUCUACCAGUUUACAAGAAAAUACUACCGUGUUGGGUAGCUUAACGUCUCCACCCAUUGUGCUUAAGCUUUGUGUUUGCCGUUAUGUUGCAGCUGCAGAUCGAACUGUCGGAUUGUGUUGCGGAUUUCUGCCUUUGUAUUUUGCUUAUUUCGCACAUCGUACACGUGUUGAAGAGUUGAACUCAAUACCUUCUCAGUAUCGUCUUUGUGGUGCGGAUAUUUGCCAUUUUCAACAAUGGAUCGCAAAGGGGAGUUUGGCCUGGUUACCCGCUUUGUCAUCUGCCUACUUGGGCUGCAAUCCGUGUGUGCCGAGGUGAGCUAUUCUGUCCCAGAGGAGAUAAAACCAGGAACAGUCAUUGGAAAUAUUGCCAAAGAUCUUGGUCUGGAUAUAUCUGCCCUUUCAACCCGAAAGGCCCGCAUUGAUUCCGAGGAGAAUAACGAGCGAUUUUGUGUUAUCAGUCUGAAAAACGGGGAUCUGAGUGUUUCUGAACGGCUUGACAGAGAGAGUCUUUGUGGCAGUACACCAUCUUGCAUCGUAGGCCUGGAGCUAGUUCUGGAAAAUCCGUUAGAAUUACAUCGUAUAAAUCUACACGUCCAAGAUAUAAAUGACAACUCGCCGCAAUUCAAAAGAGAUUUAAUUCGAAUGGAAAUACGGGAAUCAGCCGAAAAAGGCACUCGUUUCUUAAUAGAGGAAGCGCAUGACGCGGAUAUUGGUCAAAAUUCUGUUCAGAGGUAUAGUCUGCAAAAGAAUGAACAUUUUAUUCUGAUGACGGAUGCUCAAAGAGUUGAACUUGUUCUGGAUAAUAAACUUGAUAGAGAGACACAGCAGGAGAUUGAUUUGGCUCUGACAGCUCUCGAUGGAGGUUCUCCACAGCGAUCGGGUACUGUAAUGAUACAUGUCACUGUACUGGAUGCUAAUGAUAACGCCCCAGAGUUUAGCCAGUCCGUUUAUAAAGCCAGUCUGCCUGAGAACUCUCCUCUUGACACUGUAGUAGUUACAGUAAGUGCAACUGAUGAAGAUGAUGGGGUGAAUGGUGAGGUGACAUAUGACUUUGGUCAUGUUACAGAGACGGACGAAAAGGUGUUUUCUAUUGACAGUAAAACUGGAGAAAUCAGAGUCAUUGGUACCACGGACUUUGAAAAGAAGCGUUUAUUUGAACUGCGGGUCACGGCAAAAGAUGGACUGGGACUAACUUCUUACGCUAAGGUUUACGUUGAUCUAACAGACGUAAAUGACAACGCACCUGUAAUAUAUUUAAAAUCUGUGUCUAACCCCAUACCCGAGAACGUGUCACCUGGUACAGAGGUGGGAAUCAUUAACGUGCAGGACAGAGACUCUGAGACCAACGGACAGGUCCGCUGCUCCAUUCAGCAAAAUGUGCCUUUUAAGUUGGUUCCUUCUAUUAAAAACUAUUAUUCUCUGGUGAGCACAGGACAGCUGGACCGUGAAGUGGUGUCUGGUUACAACAUUACAAUCAGUGCCACUGACGAGGGCUCUCCACCUCUGUCCUCGUCUAAAACUGUUCAGUUAUCUGUAGCAGACAUCAACGACAACCCACCUGUGUUUGAGGAGCAGUCGUACAGCGCAUAUGUGAGUGAAAAUAACAAACCUGGCUCCACUUUAUGUUCCGUGAGUGCUCGAGACCCCGACUGGAGACAGAACGGUACAGUGAUUUAUUCUCUGUUGGCCGGUGAGGUGAACGGUGCCCCGGUGUCCUCCUACGUGUCUGUGAACGGAGACACGGGGGUGAUCCACGCUGUGAGGUCGUUUGAUUAUGAGCAGUUGAGGAGUUUUAAAGUCCACGUGAUGGCCCGAGACAACGGUUCUCCUCCGCUGAGCAGCAACGUGACCGUCAGUGUGUUCGUAUCGGAUGUGAAUGACAACUGUCCUCAGAUCCUGUACCCCGCCCCGGAGGGCAACUCGUUCAUGACGGAGCUGGUCCCCAAAGCUGCCCACGGAGGCUCUGUGGUGUCCAAAGUGAUCGCGGUGGACGCGGACUCCGGCCAGAACGCCUGGCUGUCCUAUCAUAUAGUGAAGUCCACUGAUCCGGGACUUUUCACUAUUGGUGUCCACAGCGGAGAGAUCAGGACACAGCGGGACAUUUCUGAAUCUGACAGCAUGAAACAGAACCUUAUUGUGGCGGUGAAAGAUAACGGCCAGCCCUCUCUGUCUGCCACCUGUUCCAUGUAUUUACUGAUUUCUGACAACUUGGCUGAGGUGCCCGAACUGAAGGAUAUUUCUUACGAGGAGAAGAAUUCCAAACUGACGUCUUACCUUAUUAUCGCUCUGGUGUGUGUGUCCACGUUUUUUCUGACGUUCAUCAUCAUCAUCCUGGGUGUGAGGUUUUGUCGCAGGAGAAAGCCCAGACUGUUGUUUGAUGGAGCAGUCGCCAUCCCCGGCGCUUAUCUCCCUCCUAAUUACGCAGAUGUUGACGGCACAGGAACUUUGCGCAGCGCUUACAAUUAUGACGCAUAUCUGACGACAGGAUCAAGAACCAGUGACUUUAAGUUUGUGACGUCUUACAAUGACAACACACUGCCUGCUGAGCAGACUCUGAGGAAAAGUCCAAGUGACUUUGCUGCGGUUUUUCAAGAUUCUUUGGAGUCUCCAGAGACCAAUAGUGGAGCUCUGUCAGAGUGA